Triticum urartu is the source of this 1573-nucleotide messenger RNA. The record is from RefSeq and is a predicted model, not a curated record. Lineage: Eukaryota; Viridiplantae; Streptophyta; Magnoliopsida; Poales; Poaceae.
UGAACAAAGUUCAGGUAUGCUCUCUUCUAGUGCUACAUGUAACUCACGAUCUCAACACUUUUCUGCUUUCUUUAGGAAGAUUAAAAUCAUAACACUGAGCCAGCAUGGAUUUCUUGUGCUCCAUUUUACUGAUCAUCUUGCGCUUACUGAGGUGUAUUUAUCAUUACAAAUUUGUUUCGGGAUACUCAAUAGUUUGCCGGUUGGCUAAUGCGCUUGCGGUAGUUGAAGCACGAAAAAGAUGCUAAGGGGUCUGUUAGGUGUGGGACAAGCAGAGUUCCUUCAUGUUCCAUCUUCCAUGAAUCAUGCAUGCCGCGUACAACGCCAAAUUGCAUAGCUUAAAACUCCACGGCACCACCUCUUCUGCAACGACCGAAGCAACCAAGCCAGCUGCAAUUUCUGUUUCUAACCGAAUUCUAUCUGCUGCUGCGUUCUUGUCGAGUCAUCUUUUCCCCUUAGUAUGUGCACUGCAACUCCGCAGUCUGCAAGUAUUUGCCACUUUAUUUUAGCUCAAGAUUAGUUCAUAUAUAUGGUGCUAUUUGUUGUCCGAUUUCCGCAUGCAUUUGAUUUUCUGUCAAAAUCGAGUUACUCAAAGCAUUUCUUUCUAUGCUCAUCAGUUUUUAUACUCUGUUGAUUUGGUUUGAAGGUGCCAGGUGCUGUUUGGUCAAUAUGAUUGUUGGGGGUGGCUAUUUUGAAGGUUCCCAUGAUCAUAAUCUCAUGCCGGGAUCUUUAAUAAAACCUGACUUUGCAAAUGAGAGGCAGAGGAGGGAAUGGAUGAAUGUAGCGUUCUGGGCUUUAAGAAUCCUCCUCCCCGAUCCCAAGGACGACAGGGUCUCAAAUGUAGAGGAUGCCAUUGAAUACAUACAUGAGCUGAACCGGACAGUGAAGGAACUGAAGAUCCUAGUAGAACAGAAGAGGCAUGGGACUAAUAGGAAAAAGAUGAUAAAGAUGGACGAAGAGGCAGCUUCCGAUGGCGAAAACUCAUCGACGAUGCCAGUGAGGGAUGAGCAAGACAAUGAGCUCGAUUGGGCCAUAAGGAGCUCCUGGGUGCAGAGGAGGUCCCAGGAAUGCCGUGUUGAUGUCCACAUAGUGGAAAAUGCAGUAAACGUCCAGCUCACUGAAUGGAAGAACGCCAACUCCCUGCCUCAUGCCGCGAAGGUUCUCGACGAGUUCCAUCUUGAGAUCAUCAGCGUGGUCGGACAGAUUGUUGGCGAUCACCGCAUAUUCAUCUUCAACACUAAGGUAUCUGAAGGCUGCUCGGUGUAUGCCCUUGCAGUGGCCGAGAGGCUCUUUCAAGCAGUUGAUGCACAGCACCAGGCCCUCAACAUACUCGGCCAGGCUCUAGCAACCAAACUGACUAUCUGAAGAAGUUCAUAGUCUGCAACUGUCUUGGAGUAGCAAUUUCAUGUCUGUUCUCUCAGUGACAAAAGUUGUUAAAUCGGGCUUGAUAAUCUGGCCAUGCGGAAGUCAUAAAUUGCGUUGGCUGUUCAUUUCAUCUGUAGUUGGUUUGAAAACAUAAUAGCAGAACAACAUGAUUCACUCAUGUUUGGAUAGUUUACUGUGCUCUUCGUACCUU